Messenger RNA from Westerdykella ornata, 972 nucleotides. RefSeq lists its product as uncharacterized. The record is from RefSeq and is a predicted model, not a curated record. Gene Ontology annotation, molecular function: holo-[acyl-carrier-protein] synthase activity; magnesium ion binding. NCBI's taxonomy places the organism in Eukaryota, Fungi, Ascomycota, Dothideomycetes, Pleosporales, Sporormiaceae. The transcript has 2 exons. The coding region runs from base 216 to 839 and encodes 207 amino acids.
AUUUCUUUUUGUACCUGCGAUAAUACGACCACAGCGUUUUUUUUCUUUUCUCCGAAGACAUGAUUGCUUAGAAGAAAGAACUAAUAAGAUCCGCCUAUUGAUAUUUUCCCUCUUGAAGCAUGGUAUUGAGCAGCCUCCUCAUUGCCGUCCUGUUCGCGCUUACAUAACUGCGCAUGCCUCAAACCUAAGUUUCCAAGCUUGACCAGACAAUUAGCAUGCCUCCUCGCCCGUUCCCCUACCCUCUCCGGAUCGGCACCGAUAUCUGCCACAUUCCUCGAAUUCGCGCCCUCAUAAGCAAGAAGGUGCCCGGAGACAACGAUGCGCAACCGCUAGACAGGUUCCUUAGCCAUAUAUUGACCUGGCCGGAACGUCAGCACUUCAUCAACCGAUUUGGGAGGGUUGGGAAGGCGUUGGAUGAUGCUGAUAAUGUAGCGAAGUAUUUGGCUGGCCGAUGGGCAGCCAAAGAAGCGUGUCGCAAAGCGUGCGAACAUCUGGGACAAGCACGUGGCCUGCAUCAUAUUAUGAUCCUGCCAGCGGAACGCCAUAUAUUCAACUCCAGCCCCAAAGAAACAUCUCGGCCGCGAGGACUCCUUUUACGAGAACCAUUGGACCCGUUCCCGAGCGAUACGAUUCGGUCGAAUUCCGCUGCGAGGCGGCCCCUGCUAGGGAGCCAGAGUGACUCUGCGGCAUUGAGCUCGUUCCCGGAGCCAAAUCAAAAUUCGAAAUUCGAUCUGGAUAGUGUGGAAGGACAGUUCUUUGAGGUGAGCAUAAGCCAUGAUGGCGAGUAUGCCCAGGCUGUCGCUAUGGUGCCGGUUGUCCAUUGGGAAGGCGGAGAAUAAAGAGGCUCAAGUUGGAGAACAAGACACGGUUUGCCAGCAGUACUUAAACCGAGAGUCCUUCAAAGCUUAUCGAAGGUGCUGAAACCAUUCUCGCGUAUGACGCCUUACUGCGAUUCCGCGAAGUCGAUCUUCA